UGUUUGAAGGCACUGACCUGUUUUUUCACUCCUCUAAACAUGUUGACCACAUUGUUGAACGUCAGAAUUCACCCUGCAGGAUCUGAGAUGGCAGCUCCCUCCUCCAAACAUCACCUUUUUUGAUUUUUUUUUCCCACUUUGGUUCCUUUUUACACCAUCUGUUGUGUUGCAGAAUGUGUCCCAACAUCACUGCACACCAGACCCUAACGCUCAAAGCAGCAACAUUGAUGUGUGAAGAGGUGAAACACAACCAUCUAUAUGAACAGUAUUAGAUUAGAUGACUCUUGACAUGCAGAUUUACAGACAAACACCCAGUAGAUGUUUGUGGCCAAAAGGCUUGAACCACAGAGGCCUCAGCUGUACCAGACCGCAUGUAUCACCAGAUCAGCCCCUCCCCUCCUGUCUUUACCCCAGGACAGUCGGCAGUAGCUGUAUUAGUGGGUCUGUUGGUGUUGGUGUAAUCUUCACACACCGUCUCAACAGGGGAAAAUCCAUGCUGACAUCUUCCUUCCGGUGUCACAAUGACGGCACAUAAAAAGAGUUGAGACAUGACACCAGCACAGAGCAGAAGGCAUUCAGCUCUUUAUCUGACCGUAAACAAGCAUUUUAAUCUGUCGGUGACGCUUUUCUGUCAUACAGCGGAUCACGGUCGCCCGUUUGUGUCACUAUGGCAAAAGACUUCACGGGAAGCUGUUUAUUCAAUGUCUUGGGUGCAGGGUUUACCAUUCUCAUCAUAGCUGCAUUCCCAGUUACUGAGAUCACCAUCGGUGCGCUGUACCUGCAUGAGUGCCCAGUAGCACCAGCGAUCCCAGUCUGUGUGAUGGUGUGGGGGAUACUGGUUUUGAUGGUCAUAGGCCUGCUUCUUCUGCCAAAACUCUGUCCAGGAGCCCCGGACAACACGACCUUGGCUCUGUCUAUCUGGAGCCUCUUUCUGCUCCUCGUUAUCGCAGUUCUCUAUGGCAGUUACCACAUUUACGCAGUGUAUCCUCCCAACUACAACAAGGCUCUCACCCACACAAACGGACCCAACAGCAGCAUCCCCCGUGUUCCUGCAGCUGACAAGGUCCUUCCCACCGCGCAGAACGAGAACCACACUCUUCCACUCCUGAACCACACCUGGACGAUGCAUAAGAACCACACCUUAACGGAUAUGAUUCAGAAGUUGGUCCGAAGCAGAUCAGAGGGCGAGCACCUGAACGCCACAGCGCCUUACUGCAACAGAACCGUGUACCUGUUCGCCUUCUGGACCACCACGUUAGCCUAUGUGCUUACAGGACUCUCCCUGGUGAUCCUCUUCUUUUUCUAUUUUUGCAUGAAGUUAUUAGUUUCCAUUGUCUACCACUGAUGACUUCAGAGGACGCUUCCGUUCGCAUCACGUUUAAGGAAACCGUAGAAGUGACAGCUGCUCUCGAGUGGCCCACCAGGAGCUCCUGCUUUUGAAUAAAAGGCCGCUCCACUUGGCCACAGUGCUGCAUGAGUCAAACAUUCAAAUGCUUCCUUCUCACGUGUGAUUCAGACGGUACCAGGAAACAAAAAUCCCAUGUUGCUUCAACGUAUUCAGCCUUUCAACAUACUCCAGGCCCCAGUGCAGCUCACACAAGCCCUCCUCUUCAUCAAUUCUAUGUUUACGUAAGGAGGGAAACAUCAGACAUCACCCAUUUUUUACAUCACUGUGUUAAACCCUGAUGGAACAUGUCUCUUCUUUGUGUGUUGCUGGGUGCUUUAUACAAGCUGUGUUAAAGACUUGUUCCUCAUGGAGAGGAACAGAAGAGUUUGUAGUGUGUUUCUGCACAUUUUGGAUUUUAAGUUUAAUCACAGCAGAUUUUAUUUUCUUUGUGAAUAACUUGUUCAGUAGCUCAAUAUCAAAAUAUAUUGAGCUAUACAGGGUGUCAAAAUAUCAGUAGUGUAAAUACGUUGUAAAAUAAGUAUUAACAAUAUGUUUAUGUUUGACAAUUUACUGUGGGUCUAAUACUUUUUGUGAGUGUUUUUGUAAGACUCAUCAGAUUCUCUAUUACCUAAUAAACAUCAGGCAAAAUGAGGAAUUUCUAGCUCUAACGUGAAGACGACAAACAUGGACUAGUUCUGUUAAAGCUGAGUAAAGAAUGGGCUUAAAAAUGACUAGAGGAAAGCCAGUGUGUCUAAACGUCACUGUUCAGGGGUCAGAGGUCAUCGCUUACAGGCCCUCCACUGGUUCAGCAUAGUCCCACACAGUCAGG
Molecule: messenger RNA, 2216 nt
Organism: Betta splendens (Siamese fighting fish)
Lineage: Eukaryota; Metazoa; Chordata; Actinopteri; Anabantiformes; Osphronemidae
Exons: 4
Coding region: 668-1345 (225 amino acids)
Source: RefSeq, a predicted model, not a curated record